ACUGCGCCGCCGCAGGCUGUGACCUCAGCUAAGCUUUCCUCCAUAGAACCAUCGCCGGAGCUCAUCCUUCAAGAUGGACUCAUCCCCUCUUCUUCCCUUCUCCGCUCCAUCCUCCCCUUCCGUCUCCGCGGUCGCCUUGGUCGGUGUCGUCGAUCACCGCGGACUUCCCGCCUCCCGAUCGUCCUCUGGACAGUGGACCGCCGCACUUUUCAUCAUCGGGGUGGAGAUUGCGGAGAGGUUUGCGUAUUGUGGGAUCUCUUCGAACCUCAUUACUUAUCUCACUGGGCCGCUCCAGCUGUCGACGGCAGCGGCGGCAGCUGGUGUUAAUACUUGGUCGGGAAUGGCGAUGAUGUUGCCGCUUGCUGGCGCGUUAAUCGCCGAUUCGUAUCUUGGGCGUUACAGGACAAUUUUGUUAGCUUCUUUGCUCUACAUUUUGGGCUUAGGUCUGCUAAUCCUAUCGGCUGUGUUGCCAAGCCUUCGUCCGCCCAAGUGUUCCAUCGAUGACGGCAAUGCAUGCGGUCCAAAUCAUUUCCAAAUAGGCUUCUUCUACUUAGCUCUAUACCUUGUAGCACUUGCUCAAAGUGGCCACAAGCCUUGCACACAAGCAUUUGGCGCUGAUCAGUUUGAUGAAAACGACCCUGAAGAGAGCCUCUCGAGGAGCUCAUUUUUUAACUGGUGGUAUUGUGGCUUAUGCCUGAGCACGACAGUGACAAUUAUACUGUUGAGUUACGUGCAAGAUAAUAUUAGCUGGACCCUUGGAUUUGUGAUACCGUUUACUGCCAUGGGACUUGCUCUCGUCUUGUUCUUGCUUGGGACUGACAAAUAUCGCUUCUAUCAAUUGGAAGGUGAAAGUUCAUUCCUUAGAAUUGGGAAAUCACUGGUUGCUCUAGUUAAAAGUUGGAUGGUGUCUUCUCCUGCAUUGAUUGGGAGCUGGACUUCCACAUCUGAUGAAGGUGCAGGAAUUGAUCAUAACAUGUUUGCGAAAGAUGAAGCACCAGAUGGAAUCCAAAUAGAAGAAGCCAAGGGAGUGCUUCGAUUAGUACCAAUAUGGGCGACAUGCUUAAUAUAUGCUGUAGUAGUUGCACAGUCAUCAACCUUUUUCACCAAACAAGGGAGCACCCUGAACCGGAGAAUCGGCUCAAACUUUCUGGUUCCACCUGCUGCCUUGCAGAGCUUCAUUAGCAUCUCCACUUUUGUUUUCAUUCCAAUCUAUGAUCAAAUCCUAGUUCCUGUUUCCAGAAAAUUUUCCAGGAUUCCUACAGGAAUGACUCAACUCCAAAGAAUUGGUGUCGGAAUGAUUGUCUCACUAAUAUCUAUGACAAUAUCAGCCCUAGUUGAGGUCAGGAGAUUGAAAACAGCACAAUAUUAUGGGCUGAUCGAUCAACCAAAUACAACAAUUCCGAUGAGUCUGUUGUGGUUAGCUCCUCAAUACAUUUUCUACGGCAUUGCAGAGGUGUUUAUCGUUGUAGGUUUGCAGGAGUUCUUCUACGACCAGGUUCCUGAUGCACUGAGGAGCCUUGGGCUUGCUCUCUACCUUAGCAUUUUUGGCAUUGGAAGCUUCAUUAGUAGCUUCCUCAUUGCUGUCAUUGACGAAGAAACUAGUAAGAGUGGAGAGAGCUGGUUCUCUGAUAAUCUGAACCGUGCUCAUCUUGAUUAUUUCUACUGGCUUCUUGCUGGUCUCAGUGCUGUAGGACUUGUCAUCUACCUGUACUUUGCACGAUCUUAUGUAUACAAGAAGAAACAAAGUUUCUUUACAAGAAAUUUAACGUCAUCAGGUGAUAUUAUGUAAGGCAUUAAUGAGGUUUGAGCUCUGUAUUUAUAUUGAAUUUGUAUAUUAACAGUCAGGUCUAUAAAUCUGGAGAGAUUAUUAGGUGCGGAGUGCAGAUUGGGAGAACCGUCUGCACACUAGUAUAAAAUCCAGCUAUGUACCAUUUGGUACCGCUGGGUACCACUAGGUACCGCUUGGUACCCUGUGUCUGUGCUGACGGUGCUCUCCCCGUCUCCACUCCGCACCUAAUAAUUAUUCAUAAAUCUGAUGGCUAAUUCUUGCUGUGCAAGUUAUCACUUAUCAAAAUGUUAGAAAUACCUAAGGUUUACAUUUCUAUGAGCCAUAAUCGCCUUCAGAAGCCAA
This is a messenger RNA of Dendrobium catenatum, 2131 nucleotides long. RefSeq names its product protein NRT1/ PTR FAMILY 5.10. The record is from RefSeq and is a predicted model, not a curated record. Gene Ontology annotation, molecular function: tripeptide transmembrane transporter activity; dipeptide transmembrane transporter activity. NCBI's taxonomy places the organism in Eukaryota, Viridiplantae, Streptophyta, Magnoliopsida, Asparagales, Orchidaceae. Gene Ontology annotation, biological process: transmembrane transport; dipeptide transport. Gene Ontology annotation, cellular component: membrane. The coding region runs from base 74 to 1789 and encodes 571 amino acids. The transcript is spliced from 4 exons.